Molecule: messenger RNA, 669 nt
Organism: Mesitornis unicolor (brown roatelo)
Lineage: Eukaryota; Metazoa; Chordata; Aves; Mesitornithiformes; Mesitornithidae
Product: matrilin-3-like
Exons: 6
Coding region: 1-669 (222 amino acids)
Molecular function (GO): calcium ion binding
Source: RefSeq, a predicted model, not a curated record
AUGCCCUUUGUAGCUGUGAACGUGUGUGCACUUGGGAGCCACGACUGCGAGCAGGUCUGCGUCAGUAGCGGCGGAUCCUACCUCUGCGACUGCUCUGAAGGCUACACUCUCAAUCCAGAUAAGAGAACCUGCUCAGCUGUGGACAUGUGUGCACCUGGGAGGCAUGAGUGUGAUCAGGUCUGUGUGAGUAACAACGGAUCCUAUGUCUGUGAGUGCUAUGAAGGCUACACCCUGAAUCCAGAUAAGAAGACUUGCUCAGCCAUGGACAUGUGCACUCCUGGAAGGCAUGACUGUGCACAGGUCUGUCUGAGUAAUGAUGGAUCCUACAGCUGUGACUGCUUUGAAGGAUACACUCUGAAUCCAGAUAAGAAGACUUGCUCGGCUGUGGACAUGUGUGCCCCAGGAAGGCACGACUGUGAGCAGGUCUGCGUGAGAGAUGAUCUGUUCUACACCUGCGACUGCUACCAAGGCUACACUCUGAAUCCAGACAAGAAGACUUGCUCAAGAGCCAUGACGAGCAGUCUCGUAACAACUGAGGAGUCCUGUAAGUGUGAAGCCAUAGCUGCUCUGCAAGACUCAGUCACCUCACGCCUUGAAGCUUUGUCUACAAAAUUGGAUGAAGUGUCUGAGAAGCUGCGGGCGUAUCAAGGCAGACAGCAGGUUGUCUGA